Labrus mixtus (cuckoo wrasse) is the source of this 3984-nucleotide messenger RNA. RefSeq names its product UBA domain containing 1 (gene ubac1). Gene Ontology annotation, molecular function: protein binding. The transcript has 10 exons. The record is from RefSeq and is a predicted model, not a curated record. Bases 312 to 1643 code for a protein of 443 amino acids. NCBI's taxonomy places the organism in Eukaryota, Metazoa, Chordata, Actinopteri, Labriformes, Labridae.
AAGUUCAGAGUUCAUACAUUACAGUAAAAAUAGGGUAGUCUUUGGCUGGCUGUCUUGUGCUCGUUGGGAAUAAUAAACAGCUCGGUGGUCACAGAACUUGAACGAAUGCCACCGCACCGACAACCGGCGGGGUAAAUCGGAAAUGGCACUGAGCUAAUCGGCGCACACUGUUACCUUCUUCUCGGUGGGAUUUAUAGAACCACGGCUAGCUGGGUGCUAACGUUAGCACGCUAGCUCGCCCAGGAGAACAUAGCAACCGCUGCUCGCUAACGUCACUGGACUAGUACUGUUUACUCUAAAAGACUGCGGCUAUGUUCGUCCAGGAGGAGAAGAUCUUCGCCGGGAAAGUGUUAAAAAUACACAUCUGCACCAUGGACGGCACGGAGUGGCUGGAGGAGGUCACGGAAGACACCACUGUUGAUAAACUCAAAGAGAAGUGCUUGAAACAUUGUGUGCAUGGAAGUCUUGAAGACCCCAAAACACUUACCCACCAUAAACUAAUACAUGCUGCUACAGAGAGAGUCCUCACUGACACCAAAACUGUUGCAGAAGAAAACCUCAAAGAUAAAGAAGUGUUGCUGCUCAUAAAGAAAAGACCACCACCAACCCCUCCCAAGAUGGCAGAAGUUGGCGCAGAUGAGAAGAAGAAACAAGAUAACAAGGCUCCAGACAAAGAUGCAAUUUUGAAAGCCACUGCCAGCCUGUCCACGCGCCACACAGACCGUACUGUUGCCCAACAUAACAUCAGAGAUUUUCAGACGGAGCUUAGAAAAAUUCUGGUUUCUCUCAUUGAAGUGGCCCAGAAGCUUCUUGCCUUGAACCCUGAUGCUGUAGAACUCUUCAAAAAGGCAAAUGCGAUGUUAGAUGAAGAUGAAGAGGAUCGGGUGGAUGAAACGGCCCUUCAGCAGCUCACAGAGAUGGGUUUCCCUGAGAGCAGAGCCAUCAAAGCUCUUAGAUUAAACCACAUGUCAGUGACACAAGCGAUGGAGUGGCUUAUCGAGCAUGUAGAUGACCCUUCUGUAGACACACCCAUGCCAGGCCAGGACUCUUCUGGUACAGCAGGAGCCACAGCAGCUGCCACCCCAGGUCCCUCAGCCUCAGCCUCAGCCUCAGCCUCAGCCUCAGCCGCAGCCGCAGCCUCAGCCUCAGCCUCAGCCUCAGCCUCAGGCUUAUCCUCUACUCCUAACCUCCUCCGCAGCCUCUCCAGCCAGUCGAGCACAGAAGAAAGCAGCAGGCAGGACGAACUCACAGAGAUCUUCAAGAGGAUCCGCAGGAAACGGGAGUUCAGACCAGACUCAAGAGCUGUCAUUGCAUUGAUGGAGAUGGGAUUUGAUGAAAAGGAGGUGAUUGAUGCUCUGAGGGUGAAUAACAACCAACAAGAUGCAGCGUGUGAGUGGCUGCUGGGAGACAGGAAACCUUCUCCUGAAGAUAUGGACAAAGGCAUCGACACCAACAGCCCACUGUUCCAGGCCAUUCUGGAGAAUCCAGUGGUGCAGUUGGGUUUAACCAAUCCUAAGACUCUGCUAGCGUUUGAAGACAUGCUGGAGAAUCCUCUGAACAGCACCCAGUGGAUGAACGACCCGGAGACUGGCCCUGUAAUGCUCCAAAUAUCCAGAAUCUUCCAGACCCUCAAUCGCACAUAGAGCCUCCUGGUGACCUCCCCUGAAUGACUGUGGCAGCUUGUGUGUGUGUGUGUGUGAGAGAGACCAUAUUGGGAUGUAUGAAGGUGUGUUUGGAUGUGUGAGAGACUGAGUGUGGCAGAGACACAAGUAUUGUUUUUGCCUUGAAAAGACAAAGCGGGAGGGGUCAAAGUAUGAAUUAAGAUAUUCUACAUAUAACUAUUUAUAUCAGUACAGUAAAAAAAAAAAAAAAAAAACGUAUACAAACAAAUGUUAACAUAAGCAUUAUUAUUAUUACAAUAAUAAUAAAAACAAGAUUUACUAUGUUGUUUUUACAUUUUAAUGAGAACAAUUUAUAGUCAUGACAGACAUGAUUUAUUUUAUAUAAUUUCUCCAUGUGCAAAAAUGACAUCCGACAUCAGUUUAAUGUUUACACUUAAAAGGAAACUGUUUUUGUAUGUUUUGCAAUAUUUAAAUAUCAAUUACAAUUUUGUGUCUGUCUCUUUAAAUUGUUACAUUUCAUCAGUGAUGAAUGUCUGGUUGUCAUCUGUCACUCCCAUGUUUGUCCCCCCCCCUCCCCUUGGUCUUGUUUUUGUCCAAAUACCUGCUUGAAAUUGAGAGGCUGCUGGUCACAGUUGUGUGUUCAUGAAGCUAAUUAAAAAUAGGCUUUCAGACACAUUACCUCUGUCUCCAUUCACGCCUGUGAGGUCACUGUAAAUCAACCGCCUCUCAGUGAAAAGAGAACAUCUGUCCUUAACUAUUUGACUUUCUUUGCCUUCUUAGACGAAAGCUGUACACUAAACUGUUUGUGUCUUAGUCAUGUUUUUACAAGGAAAUUAUAUAUUAGGACUGUGUGUUUAUUGUCAAUGUGCUCUUGAAUGUCAUAUAUUCAUGUUGCUCUCAAUUAGCACUUGUUCACCUCUAUGAAUAUCACUUACUGCAGCACGGCAGAAGUUAAAAGAAGGGUUUUUUUUGUCUCAAAAGGCUGUUUUUGGGAUGUUAAAUGAAGCUGAGCCUAAUCAACAGCCUUUAUAACUUUUAAUCUGAAUGAUGAAGAUUCAUGCUCGCUUCAUGCUGUGAAGGUUCAAACAUCUUCAUACGAGCGUAAACAUUUUAGAAUUCUCGACACAACCUACGUUGGUCUUUCGGUUUACCUUACCGGUUUUAUGUUGAGAGCAAUGGACAUUUAUGCUGUCAAACCAAAUCAAAAUGUCACUAUAUAACCUGCCUUGUCAUUAGAUGUACCCAUUGAAAAAUACCCUCAUUUUCUGUGCAAUAGCAAGGACUUCUGUUAACCUGUAGAGAAAUAUAUUUGAUUUGAGUGUUAAGAGACGUGUGAUUAGCAAUGGGGUAGUGUGUUACACAAUAUAAGCAUUUGCAUUGAGUACUUCAAAUCUUCAGCUGCGAGAAGGUGAGCUGAGCCUCUCCUGGUUGUACCCUGAGUUAGAAACAAUAUGGAGGGUGGUGUGUUUUGCCAAGCUUUUGAGUGUUUUUAUUCAAUAUUUAAAAUGUGGUAUUGAUGUGACUUUCUGCUCAGGGAGGCUGAGAUUGUUUUUCUAAACCUGUCGUUAUGGCAAACCUCUACUCACCCCAGUCUAGUUUGGAUUUGGAAAAUGGCUUUAACCAUCUGUGUAAAAUUUUGCUUAUGAAUAAGAACACCAACAAGACAUGGUUUUGUAAUUGCAAUAUUUGAAAAUAUUUAAAUGUUUUUAGAAAGAGGUGUCUGUUUGAACAAUGUAUUAUUACAUUAUUUAUAUCAAAGCCAAACUAGUAACUUGUUCUUAUUUAUAAUAUUUCUAGCAAACCUCAAAGCUAAUCUACAAAUGUGAAAAGAAAAUAAUCAAUUCUUGUUUUUACAAACCAUUAUACAAAUGUGCUAAUGGACUGGUAGGUUGCAACGUGAGUUCAAGUAUGAAGGAGGACUUCUACACAUGUCUCUGGAAGCCUCUCUGCACACUUUCUGCACUGCAGUGGACCUUCAUCAUAUCCACAGUGACCAGCUGUCUCACCACCUCCAUGCUUUGCAUUGUCAUGAGUUAAAAAAAAGAAAAAAAAGAAAAAAACUGUCCCGUCAUAUCUUGAAGCAAACAUUGGGAGAUGGAAUAUUUAAAGGAGAAAAAACAAGUCCACAGAAAACUUUGAAAAAUGGUCAACAGGAACAGAAAAGAACAAAAUGAACUUCAUUACUUCAGUAUGCUGAAGCACUGUUGGAGUCACAGGUUAAUGUUUUCACUCAGUUUUCAUGCAGAACAGUCCCAGAUUUACAACCUAUGCAAUAUUCUUUCACAGUCUGUUCAUCCCAACAGCCUCACGGCAACUGGCAUCUAAAUCACCAUUGCAUUAAAGUUAUUUUUUUGUGGCUGUA